AUGGAACCAAAGGAGGAUGAGAAGCAGAUCAAGGGCAUCCAGCCCGGGCCCCACGUCGAAGAGUUCGCAAAUGCUCUCGACAAUUGUCUUGCACCCGGGCUGAGCUUGUCCGAGAAGAGAGAGCGGGUUCUAGAUCUUCCACGAAAGUAUCACGAGAACGCGAUCCGGCGGCUGAUACAGAAACGGCCGAAACGCAUGCGCGAUGGAAACGAAGACGUCGACAUGGACGUGGACGACAGCGACGCCGCCAAGCCAGACCCGAUGGUGCUCAACGAGAUGAGGCAACUGGAAAGGGAGAUUCAAACAUGGGAUCUUGUCCGUCGGCUCCUCCCGCUGAGAUCUGCCGAAGCCCAGCCGACGUCGUCUCUCUUCACGGCGAAAAAGAAGGCGCUGCACGACUUGGUCGACACGGAUCCUAUACUCAAAGAGCGCCGCGCUGUCCUCCAGUGGCUGCAGACAAACGCCGCGUCCGGCCCCGACAUUGACGAGUUGGCGCGCGAACUGCAACAAAAUGCCGACAGGGGAGACAUCAUUGCCCACGGGUGGCUUCAUACCCGCUCCAAAAUCAAACUCAGAAAGAGCAUGACGGCUUGGCCACAUCUGUUGGAUCGACAGUCCCCAAGCGUUACCACGUCCCACCUCAACUCGGAUGGAGCGCCGCUUGUCACACAGUUGGACCCUGACGCAGGUACGCGUCAAGGCCGCAAACUCGAGCCACAAGACGAAUACUUUGAGCGGGCGAUAUGGCUGGGCUGCUUUGAGCAUCUUCGUCGGGGCAGCAGCCUGCAGACCAUACGCGAAUGGUGCCAAGAACGCACCGAGAUGUGGAGGGCGAUUUCCAUGUCGGGAAUGCUGCUCCCUGCUGAUGGCAAGGAAAUCAUGGCAGACGCCCCUCCGGCGUCUCUUGUGCUGUGGCGCCGCAUGUGCCUCAGCUUGGCCCGGGGCGGCGGCUCCGACGACUACGAGCGGGCCGUGUACGGCUUGCUGUCGGGAGACAUUGCGAGCGUCGAAAAGAUCGAUUCACAUUUGCUGAGCCAAUCUCCGCCCGACACGGUGUCCGUCUUGGCCCAGUCCUUUCCGUCCUUUGAUGCUAUUCAGUUUCACGGCGAACUGGAAGGUGUUGAGAAGCGGCUGGUGACGACGCUGGAAUCCCAGAAGAGCACCAGGGACGAGGCGCUGGAGCCAAACAAGGCACUUCAAGCUUCCUCAUCGCGAGAGAUAUCGACCGACGAGCCGUCUUUGCUGCUUCCCUCGAUACAUCCUACCGCGUGGAAUUUCCUCAACGACAAGGGAGAUCUUGUCCGCCACAAGUUUUUCGGCCUCGAACAGCACGAAGGUCUUCGCAUAGCAUGCCAUAUAUAUGUGCUCAUAGCUCUGCUGCGCCAGUUCGACGCCCUGGAGGGCAAGGUGCAGGAUCAACUCACAACAUCUCACUGGCGCUCUGGCCAGGAGAGCAUUAUCGCCGGAUACACGGAUUACUUGGCACGUGCCAAUCUGAAAGAGCUGAUCCCUCUGUACUGCUCAAUACUGCGGUCCCCGCGCCAGUACGAGGUUCUGAGCUGGAAUAUGAUCCAUGAACAAAACGCCGAUAGGCGCAUGACGCAGCUCAAGCUCAUCAAGAGGGUCGGCAUAGACGUUCUAAAGUUUGUGGAAACAUUGGCGAAGCUAGUGUUUGACAAGCUCGAUCACACCAACGACACGUUCACUGCGAAGGAGUCGUUUAGUAUCAUAGGGGAGGGCCCACCUACAGUUCGGCAUGGGCGUGGUAUCAAAGCCGACUUCUUCGGCGACGAUGAUGCCGUUAUUUCAGCAAAGGACGAGCACGUCAUCCGGUCGUUGGAGUGGCUCCUGCAGGUCCAGGUUGCUUGGCCCGAAGUCUUGCGUAUUGGCGUUCAAGUAUACAAGUUUUUCUUCAGAAACACGCAUCUGCUCGCGGCUCGGAGACUCAUGGAGCGAGUGCAGUUUGACGCGAUCUUGCAAAACGUCAGCGAGCAGGAGGUCGACCUCGGGGUGUUCGACGACGUCGACUUUUGGGCUCAGCAGCUCGACCAAAGCGGCAUCGCUAGCGCAGUGCCGGAGCAAGUCAUGACCGAUGCGCGAAACUACCGUGAGCUGGAGCAUCUGGCACGGGCGCUCGACAGCCUGGAAACUAUGGGCUCCCUGAUGAGGCUUUCCAAAGAGGCGCCACCAGGAGACCGCACGUUCUGGAGCGGGGUCGGCGAUGCAGUCAAAGUCAUGAAGGAUCGGAUGCAGCCGCUGCUGGGCAGCUGGCUGCUGACGAGCAUUGAGGGGGGUGACAAGGAGCUCCGCGAGCUACGGCAGGUCUAUUUGCCUGAAGCGAUCCUGGCAUUUGUGAGCGGCCUGCACUACGCGGGCAACGGGCUCUCCCGGGACAACCUGCUGGAGUGCAUGGAGCUGGCGGGCACUGUCGCCGAGCGCGAGUCGAACUUGGCGACGGCGUUUGUCGAGGCGAAGCGGAUGAGGGAGCUGGUCGAGGCAUUUACGGCGUGCAGCAAGGCGCUGGCCACGGCAAAGGGGAACAAGGGGGCGACCGGUUCGAGCAGCAAGAAGCUGCGGGAGACGGGGUGGUCGCGCGACCUUUGGACCGUCAAGCAAUGA
Molecule: messenger RNA, 2619 nt
Organism: Hirsutella rhossiliensis
Lineage: Eukaryota; Fungi; Ascomycota; Sordariomycetes; Hypocreales; Ophiocordycipitaceae
Product: nuclear pore protein
Exons: 6
Coding region: 1-2619 (872 amino acids)
Biological process (GO): post-transcriptional tethering of RNA polymerase II gene DNA at nuclear periphery; regulation of DNA-templated transcription; protein import into nucleus
Cellular component (GO): nuclear pore; nuclear pore outer ring
Molecular function (GO): structural constituent of nuclear pore
Source: RefSeq, a predicted model, not a curated record